Physella acuta is the source of this 4340-nucleotide messenger RNA. RefSeq names its product unconventional myosin-Ic. Gene Ontology annotation, cellular component: myosin complex. Gene Ontology annotation, biological process: regulation of actin filament length; peptidyl-serine phosphorylation; regulation of DNA-templated transcription. Gene Ontology annotation, molecular function: microfilament motor activity; ATP binding; protein binding. The record is from RefSeq and is a predicted model, not a curated record. Lineage: Eukaryota; Metazoa; Mollusca; Gastropoda; Physidae.
UUUAUUGCUGAUAUCGUGAAUAAGGUGGUUACUUUCGAUAUUGUGGAUAAGGUGCUUACUGGGGUUACUGUGGAUACUGAAAAUACUGUGGAUAAAGUUUACUUGUUGAAAACCGAACUGUGAUUAUUUAUUUUAAUUUGGUGAAAUAUAAAUCCUGAAAUAUGUUAUUAUUGUAAACCGAAUACAAUAUAUGAACAGUUGUGUUUUGUUAACCUUCACAAUAGGCCUAUAAGAUGAACAGCUGAUCUUAGCUUGUCGUCACCAUGACAACAGCGGCAGUAAACCAUCCAAAUUUGACCCACCUUGUCGAUCCUGACGAAGAUGACAUCACAGAAACUUUACAGGAACGUUUUAAACAACGCUGUUUUUACACAUAUUUUGGAGAUGGUAUCAUUUCAGUGAAUCCACAAAGCAACAUAAAUUUACCAGAAAACUUGCCAAAGAAUGGACUAAGAUACUGUGCUAAAAAACCACUUGAUAACGCACCUCCCCAUGUCUACGCCCUUGCUCAUAGAGUGUACAAAGAUGUGUUGGCGUCAGAUGAGUCUUUUAGACAUGCACACACUGUCAUCAUAUCAGGGGCAUCAGGAUCUGGUAAGACAGAAACUUCCGAGAUACUACUGGCUCAGUUUUUUCGUGAAACCGGCACUUCAUACAAAGAUGAUGUCUGUGUUGUUUUAACAAAAGGUUUGUUUGCUCUGAAGAGUGUAACAUCCUUCAAAACUCCAGUGAGCCCAGCCUCUAGCACGUGUGUGUUUGUUGUUUCACUGUUUGUUGUGGACGAUGGUACCUUAAGAUCAGCUGCUGUCAAGUCCCAUCUUCUAGCACCAAGAUACACAAUACACCACAAUGAUGAGCCUGGGUUUCUCAAUAUCUUUUAUGACAUUGUGGCCUGUCUAUACAAAGGUGGUCUAGGACUAACAUUAGAUGUACACCCUGAGAGAAUUUUAAAUUUGCUUGAUCCUUCACUAAAAAAUAUGAGCAGAGAACUUCUUAACCAACACUAUAGCAACUGGUCACACUUGGUAGAAGUGGUGACAUAUCUUGGCAUUGGGGAAAACAUAAUUAUUGGAAGAGGUGGAUCCACAUCCAACAGUUUCCUAGAUUCACUUCUAGCUCUGCUGCUUCUGGCAAAUUUACGAUUUACAGUCAAUGCUCAGACGAAAAAAGUGGCAAUUGAAAAUUAUGAGCUUAUCACGUUUGCUGCAAAAUUAUUGGGUGUGUCAGAACAUGCUUUGUUUAAUUCCUUGACUAAAGCUUCAGAAAAUGAUGUCCCACCUGUUGGAAAUUUAGUACUGGCCAGGGAUCAAGUUGUUCAUGAGCUGUACUUUAGAACUGUUCAGUGGCUGGAGACAAAGAUAAACAAAUGGCUGCCUGAUGAGCCUCGCCAGUGUGUACCAAUCCUCAUAGCAGAGAUGCCUGCUUUUAAUGAACAGCCACUUGUUUCACGAGUCACAGUCUUGUGUCAAAACAUGAUGGCAGAGAAAGUUCAAGUUUUUAUAAAAGCCAUCAGCAUCAACAGAGAGACAGCCAUGUGCAGCAGAGAGGGUCUUAAGUCCAUGGAUCUAAAGAGACAGGCUUGUGAAGACUUAGACGAUUUAGCCUUUGGUGGUUCUGAAGUGCCCACUGGUUUGUUGAUGCACAUAGAGUCAUUUUCCUACAGCCCACCUUCAAAGAAGAAAACCAUUAUAAAAACUUUGGACAAAGAAUUCAAGAAGAUGAAAAAUAUUUACAUUCAAUCCAAAAUUGCAGGGAAACAACAUUUUGCCAUAGUGCAUUCCCAUCAACAGGUUACCUACAGUGUAAAUGACCACUUUAAAUAUGACAAUCGCAUCAUCCCUAAUCGUGAUGUGCAGAGAUUGCUCGCUGCUUCGAUGAAUCCAACUGUAAAAGACAUUUACCAGCCCUCUGUGAUGGAAUUCUCAGACCCUAAUGCUCCUACCAACUUAUCUUAUAUAUCAUAUAUAAAGGUCAAGUUAAAACAAUUCACAGACUAUUUGUCCUCAUGUGUACCCAGCUUUAUCAGGUGUAUCAAGCCUAGUCUCCAUGGUCAAGAAUUUGAUCCUGCCUAUGUUAAGUCACAAGUAAAAUCUUCAUAUUUGGUGGAUUUGGUGCGCCAUAAAAAGUUUGGUUACUCCAACUGGUUACCUAUACCUAACUUUGUCAACAGAUAUGGCAGACUUCUAAGCAACAUCUUAACAGAUGUUCCUCAAGAUGAAAAUACAUGUAAAUCUAUUUUGGCCAAGUGUGGCAUUCUAGAUAAAGGACCUGCUGUAACUAUAAAUUUUGUGUUUCUGAUGUACUGGCAUAAAGAAAAACUUGACACCCAGAUUGACAAAUAUCUAUGGAAGAUAACUCUAACACAAGCUUGUGUCAGGGGUUACUUGACCAGAAAUAAACUCCGUGAUGUGGUAACUUACAAACUUGCGAUGCGGGACUGGGCUCCGAAUUAUAAGGGUAGCCCAAGGAGCCUGUUUGCCAAACCAGAGUUACAGAAAGACUAUAGAGAUCCUGAAAAAGAAGAGCUCUAUGAGCAUAUUAUCAACAAAACCUUACAGAGAAUUCUGCAGCUACCCUCCUCAGUGUGGGCCAAAGUUCUGUACAUGGAACAAGGGAAGAAAGUCACCAAAUUUUAUGCUGAGGAGAAAUCUCUUUUAGUCUCUGGCUCCAGUGAACCCUUUGAUGGCCUUGAACUUGGACUUGGCUAUUGCUUCAAUGCUGAGAGGAUAAAUGAAACUCAAUACAUUAUAAAUAAUCUCCAAAGAGGCAUAGAACUACAGCAUGACUCAAGUGGUAAUAUCCUGGUCAAGAAGUUGUGCCACAUGCCCGUUGCUGUUAGACAGCAACAGUAUGAGGCUGUUCUAUCCGCUGAUGUGCUUUUAGCAAGAGGGCAGGUUCCAAUGAACAAGUUCAUCAAGGUUUUUGACAUCAAUGAAUUCAAAAGCUUGAUCAUCCUUGAGAUGAGGAAAAGAACAUUUUCUGUGGAGAAAUUACGACACAGGUGUAUCACAUCCAUUGGUUUUUACAAGACUGAUGUCCCUUUGCUAAAGAUGCCAUGUUGGAUUGCAGUUGUGAACCUUGUGGCUCUUAAACUAUUGGAUAACUUUAAAGAGUUGCAAGAUUUGCAGCUGGUGGCAUCACAGCUAGCCUUAUCAAAAGAUGAAAACACAGAAAAAGAGAAACUGUUACAACUACAGGCCAAACAAAGGACUGAGCGUCAAAGUUGGUCCAAAACUGACCAGCGGCAGCAUUUUAAACUGAAGGAACAAAAUGAAAGGAAAAUUAGAGAAGAGCUCAGGAAACGAGGGGAGAGAAUUUCUGAUCACAUGAGAUACAGCUGGGAGGAAAAAGCUAACAAGGUUGGCAUAAAUAUGGACCAGUUGUAUGAGAAGAUUAAAAGAUCUAAUUCAAGGACAAGUUCACCAGGAGACACAGAAACAAGACAGUGGGCAAAAGUGGAUGUAGCUUUAAGACAGGCCACAAGAGAACUGAUGAUGGCAGAAGAUGGACCUAAUGAAAAAGCUGAUUAAAAUCUUUUACUCAGGCCACAAGAGAACUGAUGAUGGCAGAAGAUGGACCUAAUGAAAAAGCUGAUUAAAAUGUUUUGCUAUCUCAUGAUAUAGAGUCUAGUGCAAAUUAUAGAAGUUAUCUUUCCUCCAAAAUUAUCUGUUUUAGACUUGGGCUUAAGGAUAUUUAUUUUUGUUUGUACACUUUUUAAUCUAGUGUAAUCAGAAAUUUUUGAUGAAAUCAGAGGAUUGCAAUUAAAGCUAAUAGAUUUGGAGGCUACAGGCCAUGUGUGACCACAUGAUUAAAUAAUGACUUUCAUUGAAACAUAUAAACCUAAAUGGGAAUUUCAAUACUUAGGGAUUGAAAGUGGGUUUUAUCAAUGGCUUAAUACUGAUAAUUUAUUAUUGUAAUUGUGCAUUUAUAAAGGUGAAGAUGAUUAAUUUUAAAAUUGUGUUCAGUAAAUAAUAAAAAAAUGUAUGUAUUUUUUGUCAAAAUUUUUAAUAUGUUUUAAUAUCUCAAAAUUACGAUGAUAUUUAAUUAUUUACAUUUACUAUAUAAUUAACUAUGUAAAUUUAUGUAAAGUUUAAUUAGUUAAUUAGAUGAAAUGGAUCUGUUGGAAAACCAAAUUUUUAUUGCCAUUGAAGAAAUUUUUUUUGUCAAUCCCUCAGUUUAAAAGGACCAUGUAUAUAUCAAAUGGGAUGUUUACAAUAAAAAUUAUCAAGACUAUAAAAGCAAUAUUUUUCAAAUCACAAACUUUAGCUGUUGUAUGUCUAACUUUUCUUUACAUUUCAAACAAGCCUUGUUGGAUAUGGGAUAGUCUGGUCAGAUGAUAG